Molecule: messenger RNA, 1422 nt
Organism: Saprolegnia parasitica CBS 223.65
Lineage: Eukaryota; Oomycota; Saprolegniomycetes; Saprolegniales; Saprolegniaceae
Exons: 2
Coding region: 1-1422 (473 amino acids)
Source: RefSeq, a predicted model, not a curated record
AUGGCCAAGCGUGUGCAUCUAGCGCCGACCUCGGUCGUCGACGCCCCUCGUGCGCUCACCUGCAUCGUCCAGUGCUUCGCUUCACACUCCGACGUGGCCGCAUUUCUCGACGCGCUGCCACGGACUUCGCGCACACCGCCUUUGGCUGCGCUUCUCCAGCUCCUCGCCUGCGGCGCCCGCGUCUGGCCGCGGCCCGCCCUCGGCAGCGCCAUCGACGACGCCACGAUUCCUCUCAUCAUGGCGGCGAUGCCCGUCUUCCCUUCAAUUCACAUCGAGAGCCCCUCGCACAGCGACGCCUGGCGCAGCGCGUCAGCGUCCUCGUCGUUUGCGAGCCCGUUUUGCGCGUUUUUGGCCGAGUGGGCCACCAAGGUCGAGCAGUUCGAGCUCUGCACGACUGGCGACGUCGACGACGAGCUCCACCGACUGCUCUACUUGUGCACUAACGUCCGCUCGUUGGCUCUCUCGGGCGACGCUGGUGUGCUGCCAAGUCUCCUGACGGCGCCAUUUCGCGUCACGCGGCUGGACCUGAGCUUGGACGGAGUCGACUGGCCGGUGCUGCUGCCGUGGCUUGCAUCAGGACAUGCGAUGCAUGUGGGCAUCUGCGGAAUGGACUCGAGCUCGACACACGCCGACACCGUCGCGCGGGCGCUCGCAACGGCACCGAGCCUCACGAGCCUCGACUUGACCGAGUGCAACAGCCUCCUGCGCCGCCUUGGGGCAAAUGCGACACCGCUGCACUUUGUGACGCACCUCGCGAUGGAGUCGUCGCUCGACCAAGGCGACAUCGACAUCCUUCUGUCACUGGUCGAUGCGUCCAAGCUUAGGGAGCUCCGACUCACUGGCACCGACGCCGGGGAUCUGCACUGCAGUCUGGCAGCCCUGCAGUCGUUGACCGCGCUGGACGAGCUCUCGCUGUGCAACGUCACGCUGCAUGGACCGUCCCUCGCGACGACCUCGCCAACGCUACGGGAAGCCCGCUUCGAGUCGGUCGCGUUCGUGGACGGUGUGUUUGAACAUCUUGUCGAGUGGCUCGCGCGCUCGGAAGCUCUCGAUGCCGUCGACUGGACAAGCUGCAGGGCCAUCGCGCAGCACUUGAACGUUUUUGGCCGCGCACUGCGGCGCUGGAUUCGAGCCUGCGAUUUGGAUGACGACGCCAUGUCGACGCUUGCGAUGGCACUGAGCUUCGUCGAUGCGCCCGAGCACUUUACGUUGGAUCUGGCGUCGCUCUCGUUCGGAUACCGCGGCUGGAAGCGCCUUCUGGAAGCCAUUGCGACGAGCACGAAUGUGAGCGUCAACUCUGACGUGGACGGCGAUAGACUAGGGGUCCGUCGCCACGAGCUCGAGACGAUGGCGCUGCGGAAAGGUGCCACGUGGUGUUUCGAGGCGAGCGCUCAGUCGCUCGAUAGCCGUGUAAGGUCGUGA